AUGGCGGCAGCUAUAUUGACAGUCAUCUCUUUCUUCAUUCUACUUUGCGCUGCUUUCGCACCUUCCAUCACACCGCCAUCUCAGGAUCCGUGGUAUGAUCAGCCCAGCAAUAUCAGUGACUAUGCUGCUGGGGAGCUGAUCCGCUCUCGCUCAGUUCCUCCACAGCUGGUAUCACUUUCAUCACUGCAGGUUAAUGUCUCUGUAAAGGCUGUUUAUCAGUAUCUUUUCCGGACUACUGAUGGCCUCGGCGAUGCAGUUGCUUCGGCAGUGACCUUGAUCGAGCCGUGCAACUCGGAUCCAUCCAAGCUUGUCGGAUAUCAGGCAUUCUACGAUAGCGCCAAUGUUGAUUGCAGUCCAUCGUAUACGCUGCGGGCGGAUAAUAAGAACCUGGGAUUUUUUUCGUCCGGGCAGAACGUUUCAGAAGACAUACCUUUCAUCGCAGCAGCGCUUAACCUGGGUUGGUGGGUUUUCAGCACCGACUAUGAAGGCCUGAAAGCCGAGUUCACAGCUGGUCUUCAGUCUGGUCAUGCUGUGUUAGAUUCAACUAGAGUCGUUCUUGACGAAGGGCCCUCGGUUGGAUUAUCAGGCAAUCCCCAGUAUGUGCUUUGGGGAUACUCUGGGGGUGCACUCGCAUCUACAUGGGCCGCUGAGCUUCAGCCGUCCUAUGCACCAGAACUAAAAUAUGCUGGGGUCGCGGUUGGAGGGACAACACCUAACAUCAGUGCGGUGCUGCAAACUAUCAAUAAUGGAUCACACGCAGGCCUUGCUUUCUCGGGGAUAUAUGGACAAUCGAAAGCAUUCCCAAAUCUUACCGAGUGGUUGGAUGCAAACUUGAUCUCUUCAAAGUCGGCGCAAUUCUAUUCCAUUGCUAGCGGCUGUCUUUCACAGGCCGCCUCUGAAGGAAACGGGCAAGAUUUUUACACAUACUUCAAGGAUGGGGAGGCAUCUUUAUAUGAAGCAGCGCCUCGGUCAAUCUUCCAGUGGUCAGGCCAGAUGGGGAUUCACGGCACACCAACCGCGCCGCUAUUUGUUUAUAAGGCAACCGGCGACGAGAUCAGUGCUGUGGCAGAUACGGACGCUCUUGUUGAGAAGUAUUGUGCCGCGGGUGCUCGUAUCGAAUAUCACCGAGACCUGGUGGGGAAUCAUGAGACCGAGGCGAUUUCGGGUUCGGCAAGUGCCUUGGAGUGGAUAUCGGAUCGUUUGAAUGGGAAAGCAGUGAGUAGCGGCUGCAGCACAAAGAACGUGUCGCUUUCUUCGCUCAGUAAUGAGACUGCGGCGCUGCUAGGAGAAGAGAUGUUUACCAUCCUCGAAACGGACUUGGGCGGUAUGCUAUGA
This is a messenger RNA of Penicillium daleae, 1335 nucleotides long. RefSeq lists its product as uncharacterized. Gene Ontology annotation, biological process: lipid catabolic process. Gene Ontology annotation, molecular function: triacylglycerol lipase activity. NCBI's taxonomy places the organism in Eukaryota, Fungi, Ascomycota, Eurotiomycetes, Eurotiales, Aspergillaceae. The record is from RefSeq and is a predicted model, not a curated record. The transcript is spliced from 2 exons. The coding region runs from base 1 to 1335 and encodes 444 amino acids.